AAUAAGGGAUGGAUCUGUGUCGCCAUAGAAACACGUAUUUCAGAAAAAAUAAUCAAAGAACCAAUCAGUAAUUAAUCAAAUUAAUCAAACCAUCAAACCAAAAACAGGGCAGAUGUUCACUGGGAUUUCCAGUAACACAGCAAACGAGUGUUACUUUAAGAAUUGCCCCAUUCAUCAACACGUCCCAUCCUUCUUUUAUCAUCCUAUCACGUGUACCGGAUGGGGCGUGGCUUUGUUGGUUUCGCGCGAAACUUCUUUUCUUCUUCCUGUGAACGUUUCCAGAGAGUUGUUGUGGAUGGACGGUAUUUAAAUAUCUUUAGCGUCCUCGUUGUGCAGCUCAGUGGUGCACUUUUACCUUUACGACUACGGUGGACACGUCCGGUAGCAGCAACAUGUCUCAGGCCCGAGUUACUGAUUUCUUUUCCCAGAAAAAGAAAGGCAUCGGCGGCCCGGUGAAACCAGCCAAGCAGCGCAGCCGCGGCUCUGGAGGGACCAGCACUAGCGUCACCGGCACACGGUCAAGAUCCGCUAAAAACAAAGACGUUUGUUCGUCUCAUGUCCACGAAGAGUUUCUCCGAGUUAUUGACGAGGCAGCGGGGUUAAGCGAUGGACAAUCUUCAUUCACCAACACCACCAAAGUUCUCCCCUCCAGCCCCCGGACACCGAAGCGGAGCUCGGCAGAGUUUGAUCUCGGGGCUCCCGUGCCUUCAGCCACCGCCGACCACAGCACGGCCAAGAAGAGACGUCAGGCGGAGGAGGUCAGAGACACUAAAGCUAACUUCCCGGAGAAAACAACGAGGAGGGCGGCCAGGAAGAAACUGGUCCUCCCUCAGGACGCACCACAGGCCUCAGUCCAGCCUCCUCCCAGUGAAGCGACCCAGCAGCCCUCAGCUCCAGCAGCUCCUGUGUCUGCACAGAAAGCUGAGAACCAUGCAGAGGUCAUCAGUAAGAAGACUGCAGGACAGCCCAACAAGGCACUGUGUAAAGACGACAUCGCAGCCCUAAAGUCUCGCCUCCAGAGGAUCAAGAAACACGCAGAGGAAAAAAUCAGCAGUGCUUCAGUUUCCGCUGCUUCCUCCUGCUCCUCUCCAUCUUCUCCAGCACCUGACAAUGCUAACCCACCUGUACCCAAAGCUGCCACACCCCCCACCUCUGACGCCAAGGCCCUCAAGCUCACUGUAGCGCGAGCCAAAGAGCUCGCAGCUAAAGCUCAGAGGAGAAACAAGGAGAGAGAGGCCGAGGAGAGCAAGCAGAGCGACACACCGCCCCCGGACAGCACUGAGCAGCCAGCGUACCAGCGGUACCACACCCUCGCCCAGGCAGCCCCCCCGGGCCUCUCCCUGCCUUACCAGUACAAGCUGCUGGCUGAGAUGUUCAGGAGUAUGGACACUGUGGUCGCCAUGCUGUACAACCGCUGUGAGACGGCCACAUUCGCCAAGGUCAAGCAGGGAGUUCAGGACAUGAUGCACAAGCGUUUUGAGGAGAGCCACGUGGGUCAGAUAAAGACAGUGUUUCCUGAGGCCUACACGUUCAGACAGGAGAAGAACAUCCCCACCUUCAACAGCAGCAUUAAGAAGGGCAGCUACCAGCUCACCGUGGAGCCCGUCAUCCUCUCUGACCAGAAUGAAGCACGUCCUGUCCUCUCAGCCUCACGUCUCCUAGAGAGAAGACGCAUCUUCCACCUGAACCUGGUCUCCAUUGUCAAACAGCACCACAAGGUCUUCCUGUCCUCGUUGGUUCCUCCGGUCUCUGUUCCAGACGACAAACUGACCCGCUGGCACCCUCGCUUUAAUGUGGACACGGUGGCUGCCGUCCAGACCAGCUCGCUGCCUCCGCCUCCUCACACGGAGAGACUGGCCACAGCUCAGGAGGUGCUGGACAAGGCCCGCUCACUCAUCACACCCAAGAUGGAGAAGGCUCUGGUUUCUCUGGCUCAGAGGAGAGAAGAUAAUGCUGCAGAAAGUAAAGAGCCGACAUCUCCUCCACAGAACCCAACAGCCCCCCAGACACCAGCUCCAUCAGCUGCUCCAUCAGCUGCUCCAUCAGCUGCUCCAUCAGCUCAGGUCCCAACCACCCUGAAAGGAGUGUCUCAGUCCCUGCUGGACCGGAUUCGUGCGAAGGAGGCUCAGAAGCUCCUGGCUACCAUGACUCGAAACCCCAACCAGGAGGAGCGCCUGAUGAUGAUGUCACGACUCGGGGAGCUGGCAAGGAUCCUUCGCAACGUUUUUGUAGCAGAGAAGAAACCGGCUUUGAUAAUGGAGGUGGCCUGUAACAGGAUGGUGGCCAGCUACAGGUCUGCUCUCAGCACAGGUGAAAUGGAGAAACACAUCCGUCUGCUGGCAGAAGUGGCUGCCGAUUGGUUGACGAUCCAUCCAAUCAGGAAGGACUUCUACCUGAAGCUGAACAAGAACAUGGAGCUGAGCAUCGUUCUGGACAAACUGAGCAGACGACUGAGAGAGGAGGAGGAGAGACUCUGAGAGAGGAGGAGGAGGAGGGACUCUGAGAGAAGAGGAGGAGGGACUCUAAGAGAAGAGGGGGAGAGACUGAUGACUGAGAGAUGAUGUGAUGACAUCACCAUCCUCAGGUCCGUGCUGUAAGAGCAGCACACUGGAUGCUAACUACUUUUAAAGUGCUGUGUUUUAAAGUGAAUUCCACUGGUUUAUUGGCAGCAGGUACGUCAACAUGAUUUGGGGAUGUGCUCUGUGAGAACGGACUGAUCCAGGCACAGCGUCUCGCAUCCUGGGGCCUCACAGGAUGAACCAGACUUGGUCCUGUGUUGUAAACAGGUUGUUUUAACCACACUGCUGCUAUAGUGACCGCUGUGCUUUGUUUUGUUUUUUUUUUUUUUACUCCUUGAAUGUGUAACAAUGAUGCGCACAGAUCUGCUUCCAGUCUUUGUAUGGGAUCGUUUUCUACAAUGUAGAGCUGAUGAGUGUUUACAUUUUUGUAACUGUGUGAAAAUGUUUAAGAAAUACAAGCCUUUGUCAGA
Messenger RNA from Seriola aureovittata, 2989 nucleotides. RefSeq names its product chromatin licensing and DNA replication factor 1 (gene cdt1). NCBI's taxonomy places the organism in Eukaryota, Metazoa, Chordata, Actinopteri, Carangiformes, Carangidae. Gene Ontology annotation, cellular component: nucleus. The record is from RefSeq and is a predicted model, not a curated record. Gene Ontology annotation, biological process: mitotic cell cycle; regulation of DNA-templated DNA replication initiation; DNA replication preinitiation complex assembly. Gene Ontology annotation, molecular function: DNA polymerase binding; DNA binding. Bases 393 to 2477 code for a protein of 694 amino acids. The transcript has 10 exons.